Messenger RNA from Trichoderma reesei QM6a, 1971 nucleotides. RefSeq lists its product as uncharacterized. The record is from RefSeq and is a predicted model, not a curated record. Bases 1 to 1971 code for a protein of 656 amino acids. NCBI's taxonomy places the organism in Eukaryota, Fungi, Ascomycota, Sordariomycetes, Hypocreales, Hypocreaceae. The transcript is spliced from 2 exons.
AUGAGUCCGGACCCUCUCAAGUCCAGAAACACCCAGCAAGGGUUCCAUCUCAAAUUUGGGGGAGGCCGCAAGCGGGACUCGAUCCACGGCGACAGCAGCCAACGACAAGCAGGCGAUGGCCCGUCGAAACCCAAGCGCAAUCGCCCCGUCAAUCGCGCUGACGAGCGGAGCUCAGCUGCCCAACGCGAUCGCAUCGAGAAACCCGUUCCCACAGCCCCAGCUUCCCACAAGUCGCGGCAGCCUGGGAACCCCAUCAAGUCACAAGCUUCGGAUCGCUCGAGCUCUAUCACGGCCAGCAUUCUCAGGCCAGUGCUGGACUCUGUCUGUGAAAGAAUGACAUGGUUCCAAGCCAGGCAUAAACACAGCAAGAUUCUUGACCGCUCAAGGGAAAUUCAAGAGCAAAGCCACUACAAUCCAUCCGACUACCCGGGCUCUGCAGACCUCUUGGUUGAUCAGGAGCAGCAGAUUCGAGAGGAGAUUGAAAAUGCCAAUCAGAGAAUCGCAUUCACCGAUGAGACGAUUGCGGCAGCAUUGCAGCCCCUUCUGCAACAGGUCUCGGAAGCCUGUGCCAAAAGCUGUAACCCAUCAAAAGCCUCGGAAGAGCAAGCGGUAUUAGAAGCAAAACUGGCCGCCGUUUCGAUCACUCUGAAGAAGGAGGCACAGGACUCGAUCGAGCAAGAAUCUGCGGGCCUUCAGCAAAAGCUCCAAGAGCUCGUCGAGUCGCAUAUGGUCAAACUAAAGGAUGCAAUUGACCUUGAAACCGAACAGAAACAGGAAAAGAAACUCAAUAACAAGUUGCAUUCACUUCGCAAGACUCUGACCCAGGAGGCGGAAGACAGGGCCACCAACCUGAGGAAGACGCUGGCACAUGAUUUUGAAAAGCGCGUGGCCGAGAUGGAGGAGACCAUCAUCCAGCGCCACAAGAAGAAGAUUGACCAGCUCGAAAAGAGUUUGGCUGAAGCGAACCUAAAGAAUGCCAAGCUGCACGAUUCGUUGAAAAGCCUGGAAGCAAGAUUUGAUCAGGCAGCCUCGGAACAAGGAAGGCUGUUGAAGUCGCUAGUAGACGAGACGCAACUCUCUCAGAAGCUGCAGCAGCUCUCCGUGUCAAAGGACGAGAAACUAAGCAAGCUCGAGGCUCGUUUGGAAAGCUUACCCAACCAUGCUUCGAAACUUGAGCAGCUGGAAGAAGACAUGCGUGAACAUUCCAAGUUCAUCGAAAAGAAGGCAGAGCAGCAAGACGAAGCGAGCACACGCCUCGAAGCACUGGAGUCUACCUCGUCCAAGGCCUUUGAAGAAGUAAAGAAAAUCAAAGAGCACGUCCAGAGUCUGGGUUCAAGUCACAAAUCAGCAACCGCCUUGACCGACCGUCAGAUUUUGGAGGUUAUCAGACCUGAGUUGGACAAGAGCGAUGAGAAGCUUAAGAACGGUAUUCAAAGAAUUCAGGACGGGCUUACGCCUUUCCUCUCAAAGGAGAGGGCCUCGCGCGAGGCUUUGGAGUCGCAGUUGGAGGAUAUCAGUGGCCAGCUAUCAGAGCUCCAAAGCGAGAGCAGCACAACGAAGACGAAAUUAUCUGGCUUCGCUGAAGACUCUAAUAAGAAUCGUCAUCUUGUUAUCGAGGGAAUGAAGUCGCUUGAGAAUGAGGUCAACGGCCGACUCGACUUGGUGACGAGCGAGCUCAAGUCUAUCACCCGAGUCCCCAAGCCCGACUUUGAGCUUUCCAGAGAUGCUUAUGAAGGGAUUUGCCUGCAGCUGCAAGCUCUCGACAAUUGGCAAAACCACUUCAAUACCAGAGGCCUCUUCAAAGAGAUAGUGGCUUACAUUCAAAACGCGCUGCCCGAGUCGGCACGAAUGAAGAUUGACAGGCUGGAGGCGCGUCUCACUGCUUUUGAAAACAGCUUUAGCCAGAAGCGGCGCAAGCUUCCAGGCAGUAACGCGGCUAUGGUUAAUGGCCACCAGCAAGACUCAGCAUGA